Hylaeus volcanicus is the source of this 1312-nucleotide messenger RNA. RefSeq names its product putative gustatory receptor 28b. Gene Ontology annotation, biological process: sensory perception of taste. The record is from RefSeq and is a predicted model, not a curated record. The coding region runs from base 1 to 1296 and encodes 431 amino acids. NCBI's taxonomy places the organism in Eukaryota, Metazoa, Arthropoda, Insecta, Hymenoptera, Colletidae. The transcript has 7 exons. Gene Ontology annotation, cellular component: membrane; axon; dendrite.
AUGAUCGAGACGAAAAAUAUUAGACACGCCCUCAGGCCAUUUCACCUCGUAAACCUCAUCGUUGGUUUGGGGUACUACGAUUUCCAGGGGAGCAACUACGCGAAGAAUUGGGUGCAAUUCGUGUAUACCGCGACCUUUUUGAACUGUUUCAACGUGAUGGUCUGCUACGCGACUUCGUCCUUAAACGACUAUUUGUUCAAAUUGUUCGCUCCCUAUCAAGGGCUGUUCUGGCUGAUCUUCUACUCCAAUAUCAUGUUAAUGACCACGUUGAUUAUCGCAUCCAGCUUCAAAGUGAAGAAACUGCAAGCAGCCAUCGAGCUUGUCGAAACCUGCGAUCAAAAGAUGGAGGACAUGGGGCUGCCAAAGCAAUAUCGAUUGGUCUACAAAAGUCAGAUCAAGAUGUUUGUCAUUCUGACGAUAAUCAUUCUAAUGAAUGUAACCGCCACUUACUGGUGGCAAUUUUCGAUUAUGACGUCGGUGGUGACAAAAUUAUACGUUGCUGCUAGUAUAACGCUUCCAGUGCUGCUCAUAGGAGUCUCUAAUUUUUCCUUCCUCUUCUGGGUCAGGUACACAAGGAUGAAGUUCUGUCAACUGAACGGUCUCCUACGAGGCAUGAUGACCACGACGCCGGACUCCCCGAUGCACAAGAGAGUCAUGAAGCUGAUAAACGAGCUGGACAGGAAGAAGUUCAAAAACGAAACCAUUCACACGAUCAACGGGAACGCGAACAUGAUGAGGGCAGCAAAACAAAUUCACCUAGAGCUGGUCAAGAUCUCCAGGACCAUGAACAACAUUUAUGGAAUACAGAUCCUCGUGACCAUGUUCUCUUCCCUCCUCUUGGUCACUUGCCUCCUCUACGUCAGUUACAAGAUCGUAUGGCUCACUCUAACCACACCUCAGUAUGUACAAGAAAUAGGACCCCUGGUCAGCUGGUUGCUCCUCUACGUGUUAAAGAUCUUCUUCACGAACAACGAAUGCAUCAAAACCUCCGCCGAGGCAGCAGACACUGGCGAUCUAAUUUGCGAGCUGUACAAGCCCUCAACCACCAAAGAAUUUCGCGCAGAGAUUCGACACUUCACCCUGCAGAUGAUCCAAAACCCGGUAGUCUUCACAGCCUGUGGAUUUUUCAACAUCGAUCAAACGUUUAUUCAAGGAGUUAUUGGAACGAUCACCACGUACCUCGUGAUUCUAAUUCAAGUGGGAGACUUCCAGCCAUCUAAUUCCACAAACACGACAACGGUGACUGCAUUUACUGCAGACAGUAAUGUAACCAUGACUUCGAUCACGACAGCUUAGAAUUUCCUCGAUUUUC